Molecule: messenger RNA, 572 nt
Organism: Porites evermanni
Lineage: Eukaryota; Metazoa; Cnidaria; Anthozoa; Scleractinia; Poritidae
Source: the annotation of a GenBank genome assembly
AUGACUUUCUUUCAGAAGCAUCCGAAACCAUGGCCGGCCACAUUUCUACAGCCGAGCAAGAACUCGUUCAAAAGAAAUGUAAGUUUUUCUGUACUGAUCUCUUUAAGGAGAAUUUUGGGAUAUUUGAAGUCAUGUUCUUCUUAUUUUAGACCUGCAUGUCAUUGUGCUAAUUUUAAGUUGCACUUCAAGAUAUAAAUCUUCAGUUUUGCUUUAAAAAUAUAUUUUUUCGUGUUCUUUUGACAGCGAGUAAGUCCAGGUAUUUUGUUUGGACGGAAGACCAUGAUGUCUUGAUGCUUCGCGAAGCUGUAACGAGCGAACCUUACAAUUUUAAACCGAAAAGCACCGAGAGAGGGAAAGUAUGGGAAAGCAUCGCAGCCUAUUUGAAUUCUCUGAAGACUCCAGAAUUCAGGGUUACAGCAAGGGCAGUGAGAGAUCGAUAUGCACUCCUGAUCUCCCGGCACAAACUAAAGCAAAGAGAAGAAGAGAAAGCCUCUGGGAUCGAUGUCCCCGAGCUCACAGAGCUUGAUGCCUUGCUGGAGGAAAUUCGAGAGCGAGAGAAAAGCGCAGAAGAA